UAGGGAGCAUGCAGGGAGCAUGUACUUGGCUUUGUGUCCUUGGCUCCUCUAGACUCACAUGUGCGGGCACCAUAUACUUCUGCUGCCCUUGUGCUCCAAUCACUGCACAAACAGAAACAGCUCCGACAGGGAAGGGACUGCUGGAGUUAGGAACCCUAGGGCCUGGAAGGAAGCUAUGGCUCUCAAAGCGACCUGGGGUCUAUUCUGUCCCCUCUGAACCUGUUUCCCUGGCAACACUGUGGGAACAACAGUCCAUGCAACACAGAACACCUGAUGCCAUCUGGUGUCCUCCAAAUUUUCAGGUGAAGGCAGGGAUUGUGAAUGAUGCAGGGAUGGUCAGAAUGAUUUCUGCCUUCGUUCCUUUCCCAGGGGAACCAAGCCUGUGGGUGGGGAAAUCACACUAAGACUGGACAGUGACUGAAUCUGGCCCAGGAGAACCUUGGCUGCCUGCCUUCCAGGCCAGGGUCUUUCUUCCGUGAGAUUCUGGAGGGGAAGUACCUGGAACUCAGGAGUGUUGCCCUGGUCUGGAAGAUCCGAUAGACAUAGUAUGCACCCAUUUCCCUCGAGCUACUGGUGACUGGGGAACAGAUGAGAACCCUGGGUGGGUGGCUGGUUUCUUGAGGCACACAUACACCUGACACACCUUACACCUCUAACUUGGGUGCAUUUUGGAAUCAUCUGGGAAGUUUUAAACAAUACUGAUGCCUAGGUCCAACCUCCAGAGAUUCUGAUUUAAUUGGUAUGGGGUGGGGUUUUGCAGUUUUGAAACCACAAUAUCCAACAAAGUUUGAGAACCAGUGCCCUAAACAGCCCUCCUUCUUCCUUAUCUUAUCUGAAGGCAGGGGGCACCUUCAGCUUCUCCAGUCACCUGGCCAGUGGCUCUUGCUUCCAGUCCUGCUGUCCCAGGGUGGCUAGGCCUUCAGGCGGAGACCCAGGAAUCCAGCUAGACUCUGUCCCAGGCAGCCUCUACAGUCCGGGACGGGACAGGAAGUGUCCGGCGGAGGUGGGGGUGGAGGUGAUUGGCAGUUGGAGUCUCCAAUGGGCCAGGAGCCCCCCUAUUUCACCCCUCUCCUUCCAUUGGUGCCUGGGCGGAGCCGCCCCCACUGCGGGGGCGCAGGGCGGGAGGGAGUAGAGGCCGGGGCAGAGGGCGAGGGCAGAGGGCGCUGGCGGCAGCGGCCGCGGAAGGGCCUCCCUUCCCCUGGAAGCACAGCCAGUUGUGCCCCAAGGAAACAUUUGGUGAGGAAUGAAAAGAGGAUGAACAGCAGUUGCUCAGGGCUGAGCAGGGUCCUGGUGGCCGUGGCUACAGCCCUGGUGUCUGCCUCCUCCCCCUGCCCCCAGGCCUGGGGCCCCCCAGGGGUCCAGUAUGGGCAGCUGGGCAGGUCCGUGAAGCUGUGUUGUCCUGGAGUAAUUGCUGGGGACCCAGUGUCCUGGUUUCGGGACGGGGAGCCAAGGCUGCUCCAGGGACCUGACUCUGGGCUAGGGCAUGAACUGGUCCUGGCCCAGGCAGACAGCACUGAUGAGGGUACCUACAUCUGCCGGACCCUGGAUGGUACCCUUGGGGGCACAGUGAUCCUGCAGCUGGGCUACCCCCCAGCCCGCCCUGUUGUCUCCUGCCAAGCAGCCGACUAUGAGAACUUCUCUUGCACUUGGAGUCCCAGUCAGAUCAGUGGUUUACCCACCCGCUACCUCACCUCCUACAGGAAGAAGACAGUCCUAGGAGCUGAUAGUCAGAGGAAGAGUCCAUCUCCAGGGCCCUGGCCAUGUCCACAGGACCCCCUAGGGGCUGCCCGCUGUGUGGUCCAUGGGGCUGAGUUCUGGAGCCAGUACCGGAUUAAUGUGACUGAGAUGAACCCACUGGGUGCCAGCACACGCCUGCUGGAUGUGAGCUUGCAGAGCAUCUUGCGCCCUGACCCACCCCAGGGCCUGCGGGUAGAGUCGGUACCAGGUUAUCCCCGACGCCUGCGAGCCAGCUGGACAUACCCUGCCUCCUGGCCCCGCCAGCCUCACUUCCUGCUCAAGUUCCGGCUGCAGUACCGUCCGGCGCAACAUCCAGCCUGGUCCAUGGUGGAGCCAGCUGGACUGGAGGAGGUGAUCACAGAUGCUGUGGCUGGGCUGCCCCAUGCUGUACGAGUCAGUGCCCGGGACUUUCUGGAUGCUGGCACCUGGAGCACCUGGAGCCCUGAGGCAUGGGGAACUCCGAGCACUGGGACUAUACCAAAGGAGGUACCAGCUGGGGACCAGCUACAUACACAGCCAGAGGUGGAGCCUCAGGAGGACAGCCCUGCUCCUCCAAGACCCUCCUUUCAGCCACAUCCUCAGCUACUUGAUCACAGGGACUCUAUGGAGCAGGUAGCUGUGCUGGCGUCUUUGGGAGUCCUUUCUUUCCUAGGACUGGUGGCUGGGGCCCUGGCACUGGGGCUCUGGCUGAGGCUGAGACAAAGCGGGAAGGAUGGAUCCCCGAAGCCUGGGUUCUUGGCCCCAAUGAUUCCAGUGGACAGGCGUCCAGGAGUUCCAAACCUGUAGAGGACCCAGGAGGGUUUCGGCGGAUUCCACCUAUAAUUCUGUCUUGCUGGUGUGGAUGGAUGGACAGAUAGAACCCAGGCAGAACAGUAGAUCCCUAUGGCUGGGGAAUCAGCUGGAAGUUCUGUUUGGAACCCAUUUCUUUGAGAUCCUAUAUUUCAAAUUUGCCAGCUGGAAGGUGCCUGUACCUCUAAUUUCACCCCAGAGUUGGAGUUCUGCUCAAGGAACGUGUGUAAUGUAUACGUCUGUGUCCAUGUGUGACCAUGUGUCUGUGAGGCAGGGAACAUGUAUUCUCUGCAUGCAUGUAUGUAGGUGCCUGGGGAGUGUGUGUGGGUCCUUGGCUCUCGGCCUUUCCCAUUUCAGGGAUUGUGCAGGUGUGAAUAAAGAGAAUAAGGAAGUUCUCGGAGAUUAUA
Messenger RNA from Saimiri boliviensis boliviensis (Bolivian squirrel monkey), 2933 nucleotides. RefSeq names its product interleukin 11 receptor subunit alpha (gene IL11RA). NCBI's taxonomy places the organism in Eukaryota, Metazoa, Chordata, Mammalia, Primates, Cebidae. Gene Ontology annotation, cellular component: membrane. Gene Ontology annotation, molecular function: cytokine receptor activity; protein binding. The record is from RefSeq and is a predicted model, not a curated record.